AUGGGUCUGUUUCCAUGCCUCUAUUCUCUAAUCUUCAUUCUUACUUCUUCUUCUUCUUCUCUUUCCAUGUCUUCUUCUCCAUUGUGCCAUACCCAUGAAACCUCUGCUUUGCUCCACUUUAAAAACUCUUUCACUAACAUCAGUGACACUACCUACUGUAGUCGUUAUUAUGAUCUUGAAAUUACUAAUCCUAAUAAUACAAUUUCAUGGGAUAUAAAGAGCAAGGAUUGCUGCAGAUGGAGUGGAGUCACGUGCGAUGACGUCACAGGCCACGUGAUACGUCUUGACCUCAAAUGCAGUGGGCUUCAAGGCAUUCUUCACUCCAACAACACUCUUUUCUCUCUCUCUCAUCUCCAAUCUCUUAUUCUCUCUGGGAAUGAUUUUUCUCAUUCCAAAAUUUCAUCUGAAUUUGGUAAGUUUUCAAAUAUGGUUCACCUUGACCUUUCUCUCUCUGGUUUCAGUGGCCAAGUCCCUCACCAAUUGUCUUACUUGUCCAACUUGCUUACACUUGACUUGACUGGGAAUUCUGGUUUGAAACUAGAGACAUCUAGUUGGAAAACCAUUGUUGCAAAUCUAACAAAUCUUAGAGAGUUGUUUCUUAGUGGUGUUGAUAUGUCUUCUACUUCAACUGAUUCCUUUAUGAAUCUCUCAACUUCUUUGACAUCUCUUGAUCUUAGUUGGACUAAUUUGCAGGGGAAACUUCCAGAAAAUGUUCUCAGUUUGCCAAACCUUCAACAACUCUAUUUGAGUAAUAAUUUGAAUCUCAAUGGUUCUUUUCCACAAUAUAAUUGGAGUAGCCCACUUAAAGUGAUGGAUCUUUCUGGAUCUGGAGUCAUAAUAGAUCCUUACCUUUGUAGAAAGUUCAAGUAUUUACAAGUUAUAUCUCUUUCUCUAUCCAAAUUCAAUUCCGUACAACUAUCAUCCACAUUUUUUGACAAUUGCACACAAAUCACCUCCUUAGACCUUUUGGGUAAUAGUUUAGGUGGUUUCUUCCCAUGGUCAUCCAUUUUUAAUCUACAUCAGCUAACCCGUUUAGAUCUUUCAGAGAAUAAUUUCAUUGGUGAAAUUCCAGAAAUUUGUAGUAACUCAACAAAAAAUCCAUUCUCGUGUAUCUCUUCAAAACAUCACUUAGUGGGUUCUCCUCCAUUGCAUUUAACAUCCCUGGAUUUAAGUUUUAAUCAGCUUAAUGGGACAAUACCUUCUUGGAUAUAUUCCCUUCCAUCUUUACAAUAUUUAAAUCUACGUUGGAAUAAAUUCAGUGGUAGCAUUCAGGAAUUCCAACACAAUUGCUUGGUAUCUCUAUAUUUAGCUUAUAAUAACUUACAAGGCUUCUUUCCAACAUCAAUUUUUCAGCAAGUCAAUCUUUCUGAUUUGCAUCUUCUCUCAAAUAAUAUGAGUGGUGUCGUGCAAUUAGACCAAUUUUUAAAACUGAAAAAGCUCAAAUAUCUUAAUCUUUCUAAUAAUAGUUUUUCAUGUAUAUCUAAUAAUUAUAAUAAUGAUACUUUUCCCAAUACUCUUUCUUCAUUGUAUUUGUCUUCAUGUGGUAUAAGUGAGUUCCCCUACUUCCUAAGAAGCUUGAAAAAUUUAGCAGAAUUGGAUCUCUCCAACAAUCAAAUUGAAGGCAGUGUUCCCCAAUGGUUAUGGAAUGUGGGUAAGGAUUCAUUGUAUUACCUAGAUAUUUCUCACAACUCUUUGACACAAAUAGAUCAGAUUCCAUGGAAAAAUUUACAAUUCAUUAAUCUUGCCUUCAACCGACUUCAAGGUCAUCUUCCAGUCCUACCACCUUCUACAAGGUUUAUUUCAAUCUCAAACAAUUCAUUUGUUGGGGAAAUAUCACCAUCCAUUUGCAAUCUCACUUGGCUCCAAGGCCUUGAUUUGUCCAUUAACAAAUUGAGUGGGAACAUUCCUCCAUGUCUAGGAAAUUCAAGCUCUCUCGAAGUGCUAGAUUUGAGGAAGAAUAAGUUUCAUGGAAUCAUUCCUCCAGCUUUGGCCAAGGGAAACAGUCUAAGAGUUUUGAAUGUUAAUGAAAAUCAAUUGGAAGGGUCAUUGCCAAAAUCAUUGCUCAAUUGUAAAUAUUUGGAGCUUUUAGAUAUUGGAAACAACAAAAUAAAUGGAUCAUUUCCCAGGUGGUUGGAAUCUCUUCCAUACCUUCAAGUUCUUAUCUUAAGAUCUAAUAGAUUUCAAGGUCCAAUAGGCAAUCCCAAGGUCAGACAUCCCUUUCAAAAUUUGAGAAUCGUGGAUUUUAGUGGCAAUCAAUUCACUGGCCAUUUCCCACAUAAAUAUUUUAAUAAUUUUGUGGGAAUGAUGGAUGCUUAUUCUGAUGGGUUGAACUACAUGGAGGUAUUUCAAAGUUAUUCUAUCUAUUAUGAUAUCAGCUCAUUGACAAUAAAAGGAAAUUAUAUUGAGUUACCGAAAAUCCAAUCAAUGAUUAUCACAAUUGAUUUCUCAAGAAACAACUUUAUAGGAGAGAUUCCAAAGUUGAUUGGUAAGCUCAACUCACUCAAAGGGCUUAAUUUUUCUCAUAACAAGCUUGUUGGUAAUAUCCCUUCAUCAUUGGGAAAUUUGACCAAUCUAGAAUGGUUAGAUCUCUCCUCAAAUGAGCUUAACGGAAUGAUUCCAUGGCAAUUGGCUGCAAAUUUGAAUCAACUUGGAUUUUUAAAUCUUUCGGUGAACAAAUUGGAGGGACCAAUUCCUCAUGGCCCACAAUUCGAUACAUUCAAAGAAGAUUCAUAUAGUGGGAAUUCGGGCUUAUGUGGAUUUCCACUUAAAUCAUGCGACGAGGACAAAACAUCAUCAACAACUUCUGAACAAGAAGAGGAGGAGGAGCAUGCGAAUGGAUUAUUUGAUUGGAAAAUUGUGUUGAUGGGAUAUGCAAGUGGAAUGGUUAUUGGAAUUUCAUUGGGAUACAUGCUCCUUUCCGAUAAAAUCAUUGAUGGAGUGGUCGAAACGGUGAACGGAGAACAAUGGCAUAAUUUGGUGAAAAGAUCAAAGCGGAAUGCUCGUCAAAGUCGUAGAAUUGGAAGAAGACAUUAGUUUACAUAUUUUUUGUAUUUUGUUGAAAUGUCUGUAAUAACUUUUGUGUGUAUUCUUAAUAAAUCAUGUUGUUGUUUGCAAAAAAA
Cannabis sativa is the source of this 3119-nucleotide messenger RNA. RefSeq names its product receptor like protein 22-like. The transcript has a single exon. The coding region runs from base 1 to 3033 and encodes 1010 amino acids. The record is from RefSeq and is a predicted model, not a curated record. Lineage: Eukaryota; Viridiplantae; Streptophyta; Magnoliopsida; Rosales; Cannabaceae. Gene Ontology annotation, molecular function: protein binding.